AUGGCCACAAUGUCUGUUAUGAAGCCUCUUUGGCUCGCAUUAUGUUUGCUAUUCAACCUCGUAUUGGCCAAACCCUAUUCCCAGGCCUCCAAGGAGCAGUAUGAUGUUCUUCGCUACUUGUCUGCCCAUGGACCUUACGUUGAGGCCUCGGGAUUCGGCAUUGACCCCGCAGUCCCAUUCGGAUUGGAAGUCACCCAGGCUCACAUCCUCAUGAGACAUGGAGAGAGAUACCCCACCGUCGGUGCAGGGGAAGAACUCUAUGACCUUUACGAAAAGCUCAACAACACUAAAGUUCACUCCCACAAGGGACCCCUUAAGUUCAUCAAGAAUUGGAAAUAUAUUUUCCCAAACAGCAGUCUGGAAACAGAAUCCAGCAAGGGAGUCUAUGCCGGUUUGAAGAGGUGUCGUCUGGAAGGUGAAUACUUCAAGGAGAACUAUGGGCAUUUGUGGAACGGUUCUUCGGUUCUUCCAGUUUUUGCCGCCAGUCAGCCAAGAGUAGUUGCAAGUGCUGAAGCUUUCGCCAGAGGAUUCUUUGGAGAAGACCUCAACCUGACUGAAAUUGUCGUCCUUCCAGAGGUCGAAGAGCAAGGUGCCAACACUUUGACUGCUAACAUUGGAUGUAGCAUUUUCGACGACCUUGCCAACGAGGACUAUGUUGCUGAGUUUAACACCACUUACCUCGAUAGAGAAGCCGAGAGACUUAACGCAAAAUCUCCAGGUUAUAAUCUGACUGCUGAAAAUGUCAACACAUUGGUCAAGUUCUGUGCUUAUGAUUUGAAUGUGCAGGGACACUCCGAGAUUUGCAAGGUCUUGAGUCCUGAUGUUUUUGUUGGUUUCGCAUACCAAAGAGAUUUGGACCUGUAUUACAACAAGGGUCCUGGAUACAACUUGACCAAUGCUCUUGGUUCCCUUUUUGUGAAUGCUACUCUCGCCUUGCUUAACGAAGAGCAGGACGAGAACCUUUUCAUGAGUUUCACCCAUGAUACCGAUAUCACCGUCAUUGGGUCUGCUUUUGGAAUGUACGACGACACUGAGGAUCUACCAAUCGACAGAAUCGACUUCAAGCGUGGCUUCAGAAUGAACGACCUUGUUCCAAUGGCAGGUCACAUCAUCAUUGAGAAGCUUUCCGAUGGAGAGGACGAAUAUGUCAGGCUCCUCAAUAACAAGGCUGUCUUCCCUCUGCCUUGGUGUCACACUGGUCCCGGUUACAGUUGCCCCUUGGAAGACUUCACCGACUAUUUGACUGAGAAGAUUGCAAAGAACGACUUUGUCGAUAUCUGUGACUUGCCUGAAGAGGAUCCACAGCAGAUCACCUUCUUCUGGGAUUGGGACAUCGAAGAGUACGAGACCAUUGAAUUGGAGCCAGAAUCCUCCACCACAAACAGUUCAAGCAAGGCCUAA
This is a messenger RNA of Kuraishia capsulata CBS 1993, 1401 nucleotides long. RefSeq lists its product as uncharacterized. The transcript has a single exon. NCBI's taxonomy places the organism in Eukaryota, Fungi, Ascomycota, Pichiomycetes, Pichiales, Pichiaceae. Gene Ontology annotation, cellular component: fungal-type cell wall. The coding region runs from base 1 to 1401 and encodes 466 amino acids. Gene Ontology annotation, molecular function: acid phosphatase activity. The record is from RefSeq and is a predicted model, not a curated record.